AUGAAGAUUUAUUCUAUAAUACUUAUUGGCGCUGCAUUUUUGGUGUUCGCGUUCCCAGCUGGAAAGAGGUAAGAUAUGAAAAAUGGUUUACCGUGAAUUACAGUCCGGCGCAAAAACUUACUUAAGUCAUUUCGUAUUUGACCUGUUCAAGUAAUUUUAUAUGCCGUUAGAAACUUUUGAAAGUUUGGACCGAUUUACUUUUACCGGAUUCUUUUUAAAGAGCAUGUACGUAGAAUACAAGCUCGCGCAUAUUUUCCUUUUUUUAGUAUAAAAAGAGAAGUGAUUUAUUUCUAUAACAGUAUUGAAAUAUAUUUAAGUUUUUAGGUUUAAACUUAUCUGUAGUUUCAAAUAAAGCGUUUAUACACGUUUAUACUUGUUUAAGCGUCGAAUUUAAGGCUCGCCAUAUUGAAAUGAAUAAAAUGCAGUACACCAUUGGGGUCUAAUUUAGCUAUCUUAUUAGUAAGGGCAAAUACAUUCCAGUUUUCCGGAGCCGACUUGGACUAAGGGGCUCAAAGGACUGAGUCCGAAAUUAAGCUGAAAUAGACAUUUCCUAGCGAUGUUUUGGAUCAAAGUGCGCUUAAAAGGCUCUAGAAAAGGUUGAAUCAAAUUGAUGAUUUUUUUUUGUCUACAGAACUAAAUCAGCAUUUAAAGGUUGAAACAGAUCUUUUAUUAAACGCAAAAGCUGACAAAAUGUAAAAUGUUACUUUAAUAAUUUCUUAGUCAAGACUUUGAAGAUGCUCAGCAUAUAGAAGAAGAUAUGGCUGCCCAGCCCCCUUUUAUUUAUCGUCCUUAUCGUCGUCAAGCCAUAAAUAACAGACAAUUUGGUUUUAAUCUUGGUAUCGGCGACAAAGACAAUGGAGUUAAUGUCGGCGUCGAUAAAGACAAGGGUGUCGAUGUUGGCGUUACAGUUGGUGGCAAGAAGAUAGGUAUUGGAGCUGGGAAAACAGGCGCGAAUGUCCAAGUUCCUUUGUAAGUUUCUCGGAUCUUGUUUAAUUGAUAUCUAUGCAAAUGAUUAUCAAUCAAUGGUCUGCCCAACUCUUCUUAUCUGUCAUUCAAAAUAUUCCGCCGUUUCACUGAUUGGGUUAAAUGGCCCCAGCUACUUUUUCACAGCCAGCUGGCCUUCAAAGAUGGGAACAAUGCAUCAUCAAUACGAUUAAUAAAAAAAACUCAGAGAAAAGUGAGGAAUUCGCUAAAGUUAAUUUCAAGUUGUUUAUCUGAGUCUCCAAGGUCUAAAAAAAGGAAAGGUGCGGGGCGUUAUUGGAACUAUGAUUGCUUUUUUACGGGCUUUUUACUGCCUGUGGUACGCCCAGUCAUAAAUUCUUUUACGUCGCUCGUCUCCGUCAAAAAGCAGUGUUAAAUUAUUUGAUUUUGCUUUCGUUACAAGUAUCCUUUAGAAUAAACGACAAAGUUUGCCUUUAAUCGCGAAUUAUCACAGAAACAGGUUGAUUACUUUGAACUCACCACAGUAAGAACUACCUGAUAAGUGGGCUUUUAAGGUAACUACAUUUAAAUAAUGAUAACUGUUUUUCUUUUUAGUUGGAAGUAAAAAAACAAGUCAAGCAAGGCCAGAACAAGCAUAUAGCAUAGUGAAAGUAAAAUAA
This is a messenger RNA of Porites evermanni, 1601 nucleotides long. NCBI's taxonomy places the organism in Eukaryota, Metazoa, Cnidaria, Anthozoa, Scleractinia, Poritidae. The record is from the annotation of a GenBank genome assembly.